This is a messenger RNA of Lodderomyces parapsilosis, 1479 nucleotides long. RefSeq names its product glutathione-disulfide reductase (gene GLR1). The record is from RefSeq and is a predicted model, not a curated record. Gene Ontology annotation, molecular function: NADP binding; glutathione-disulfide reductase (NADPH) activity; flavin adenine dinucleotide binding. The transcript has a single exon. Bases 1 to 1479 code for a protein of 492 amino acids. Gene Ontology annotation, cellular component: cytosol; mitochondrion. Gene Ontology annotation, biological process: cellular response to oxidative stress; cell redox homeostasis; glutathione metabolic process. Lineage: Eukaryota; Fungi; Ascomycota; Pichiomycetes; Serinales; Debaryomycetaceae.
AUGGCACCAGUCACUUCUACUACUCCAUUAAAAAACUUUGACUAUUUAGUCAUUGGUGGUGGAUCCGGCGGUGUUGCUAGUGCACGUAGAGCAGCCAAAUAUGGAGCUAAAGUAUUACUUAUCGAAGCCAAAUUGAAUAAGUUGGGAGGCACUUGUGUCAAUGUUGGUUGUGUACCUAAAAAGGUCAUGUGGUAUGCUGCUGAUUUAGCUCACAAGAAACAUGAUUUGUACCCAUACAAGUUGUCGCAACAAGAGGAAUCGGUUAAAUAUGGCGAUUUUGACUGGGCUGGUUUCAAGCAGAAACGUGAUGCUUAUGUUCAUCGAUUAAAUGGCAUUUAUGAGAAUAAUUUGAAACGUGAAAAAGUUGAUUAUGUAUUUGGAUUUGCGAGAUUCAUUAAUGAAAAGGGCGAUGUUGAAGUGACGUUAUCGGGGGAUCAAAACUUGCCAUUUUUAGAGAAGGAGUAUAAGAAAGAUGAUAAGCUUGUAUUUUCUGGUGACAAGAUUCUUCUUGCUACUGGUGGCACCCCCAUCGUUCCACCCAAAAUUGAAGGUGCCUCAUUGGGUAUUACAUCUGAUGGGUUUUUUGAAUUGGAACACCAACCAAAAAGAGUUGCCAUUGUUGGUGCUGGAUAUAUUGGUGUUGAAUUUUCUGGUGUUUUCAAUGCAUUGGGAAGUCAAGUUGAUUUUAUCAUCCGCGGUGAUACUGUGUUGCGUUCAUUUGAUGAUAUCAUUCAAAAUACCAUUACUGAUUAUUAUACUGAUAAGUUGGGAAUCAAUAUUAUCAAACAAAGUGGUGGUGUUGUUAAAGUUGAAGGAGAUAAAAAUGGUGGCCGCACCAAGAAAGUCACAUUGGGUAAUGGCUCCACUCUUGAAGUUGAUGAAUUGAUUUGGACUGUUGGAAGAAAAUCACUUGUUGAUUAUGGAUUGGAUAAAGUUGGAGUCAAGCUUGAUUCUCAUUCCAAAGUCAUUGUUGAUGAGUAUCAAGUCACCACCAACCCCAAGAUUUUCUCACUUGGUGAUUUAAUUGCCGAAGCUGAAUUAACACCAGUGGCAAUUGCAGCAGGACGUAGAUUAUCCAAUCGUUUAUUUGGUGGUGAAGAAUUUCGCAAUGAUCGUUUAGAUUACACUAAUAUUCCCUCGGCCAUUUUCUCACAUCCAGAAGCAGGAUCAAUUGGACUCACUUCAAAACAAGCCAUUGAGAAAUAUGGUGAGUCAAAUGUAAAAAUCUACAAUUCUAAAUUUACAGCCAUGUAUUAUGCCAUGAUGGAUAGUGAUAAAGAUAAAGCUCCCACUGCUUAUAGAAUUGUUUGUGCUGGACCUGAAGAAAAAGUUGUUGGAUUACACAUUGUUGGUGAUAACAGUGGUGAGAUUUUACAAGGUUUUGGUGUGGCUAUCAAGAUGGGGGCAACAAAGAAGGAUUUUGAUAAUUGUGUUGCUAUCCAUCCAACCUCAGCUGAAGAGUUGGUUACAAUGACAUAG